Coregonus sp. 'balchen' is the source of this 9086-nucleotide messenger RNA. The record is from the annotation of a GenBank genome assembly. Lineage: Eukaryota; Metazoa; Chordata; Actinopteri; Salmoniformes; Salmonidae.
CUCUCCCAGCUCCGUGGGACAGACAGGAAGUUCACCUUGCUGCAUGCCCUUGUGGAGCAGAUCAUGUUGCACGAACCCGGCUUGGCCACUUUUCCCCAAGAGUUGACGGAAUUUGAAACUGUACCUGGGGGUAAGUAAUCAAGAUUUUGGUCAAAGCCCCCGAAAUCUGUCCUGUAUGUUUCAAUUGGAGCAGUUUAGGUAAAACACUUAGGUAUUUCUCUCUGUGUUUCUGAUCAGCUUCCAUUAAAGGCAUCACUGCUGAAUUGGACGGUGAGUCUACCACGUUUCCUAUCCUGUCCAAUGAUGUAUCUGUAAAAAACAAGUGUUGCUCUUUACAGUGCUGAGAUCUAAUGAUACAAAGACAGUGCAACAGUGACUGUAUUUUCUUUAUACACCUAUGAAUGAUAUUGUCUAAGAUAGUAUGAUCUAGCUAGUUCAAGGAGUUGACUGGUUUGAUGGCGCAGUUAAAUGUAAAGUGUAAAGACAUGUAGGCCUAAUGUCAGCUUCAUGUAUGGACAUUUAUGAUGACUUUUGGUUGAAUAAUUGUGAUGAACAGUUGACAUGAGUGCAGAUCAGCCACUUGGCUUGAUCCAGGCAGCAGAAAGGAGAAAAUAGUGAUUUAAAGUAGAGAGUAUUUGCUUCAGUGAUCAGGUAUGAUGGAUGAUGAACAUGAUGUGUCAUCCCCUCCAGUUCUCAAGAAUGAGUUACAGAAGGCCAUUCAGUACAAGAAAACAUACAAGAGAAGAAACCAAGGAAAUCAACACCCAAAGUUUUCCAAAGACCUGAAGGUCAGUUAUUCCGAUAGGCCUAUUCUCUCUUUUCAGUUCAUAUUCAGAUGGACAGAUACAGUGCCUUGCAAAAGUAUUCAUCCCCCUUGGCGUUUUUCCUAUUUUGUUGCAUUACAACCUGUAAUUUAAAUGGAUUUUAUUUUACACAUGAUCUGUCACAUGAUCUCAGUAUAUAUACACCUGUUCUGAAAGGCCCCAGAGUCUGCAACACCACUAAGCAAGGAGUACCACCAAGCAAGCGGCACCAUGAAGACCAAGGAGCUCUCCAAACAGGUCAGGGACAACGUUGUGGAGUAGUACAGAUCAGGGUUGGGUUAUUUAAAAAAUAUCCGAAACUUUGAACAUCCCACGGAGCACCAUUAAAUCCAUUAUUAAAAAAUUGAAAGAAUAUGGCACCACAACAAACCUGCCAAGAGAGGGCCGCCCACCAAAACUCACAGACCAGGCAAGGAGGGCAUUAAUCAGAGAGGCAACAAAGAGACCAAAGAUAACCCUGAAGGAGCUGCAAAGCUCCACAGCGGAGAUUGAAGUAUCUGUCCAUAGGACCACUUUAAGCCGUACACUCCACAGAGCUGGUGUUCGCCAAAAGCCAUGUGGGAGACUCCCCAAACAUAUGGAAGAAGGUACUCUGUUUAGAUGAGACUAAAAUUUAGCUUUUUGGACAUCAAGGAAAACGCUAUGUCUGGCGCAAACCCAACACCUCUCAUCACCCCGAGAACACCAUCCCCACAGUGAAGCAUGGUGGUGGCAGCAUCAUGCUGUGGGGAUGUUUUUCAUCUGCAGGGACUGGGAAACUGGUCAGAAUUGAAGGAAUGAUGGAUGGCGCUAAAUACAGGGAAAUUCUUGAGGGAAACCUGUUUCAGUCUUCCAGAGAUUUGAGACUGGGACGGAGGUUCACCUUCCAGCAGGACAAUGACCAUAAGCAUUGUCCUGCUAAAGCAACACUUGAGUGGUUUAAGGGGAAACAUUUAAAUGUCUUGGAAUGGCCUAGUCUAAGCCCAGACCUUAAUCCAAUUGAGAAUCUGUGGUAUGACUUAAAGAUUGCUGUACACCAGAGGAACCCAUUCAACUUGAAGGAGCUGGAGCAGUUUUGCCUUGAAGAAUGGGCAAAAAUCCCAGUGGCUAGAUGUGCCAAGCUUAUAAAGACAUACCCCAAGAGACUUGCAGCUGUAAUUGCUGCAAAAGGUGGCUGAAUAGUUAUGCACGCUCAAGUUUUCUGUCCUCUUUCCUGUUUGUUUCACAAUUACAUGUUUUUGCAUCUUCCAAGUGGUAGGCCUGUUGUGUAAAUCAAAUGAUACAAACCCCCCAAAAAUCCAUUUUAAUUCCAGGUUGUAAGGCAACAAAAUAGGAAAAAUGCCAAGGGGGGUGAAUGCUUUCGCAAGCCAAAAACAAGAAAAACUUUGACACACUGAAUAAACAUCAGCCCGUUGCAGCCCGUUGCAUUGCACCAUCACACUAUAUCGCUAAUUCACAGUGCUUGUCCCAAGAUGAGCACAUCAUAGUAUGUGGCAGGGAAGUUAAUUUAUAUUUGCCAGGUAUACUGUUUGUUGCUUCAUAUUGCAUUAUGUUUCUCUGAUGGUGUCGGCUGUCAGUUUGGAGUGAUAGUUUUGUGACGCAACAAAAAAACACAGGUAUUCUGAUAUUAUACAUAAAAUAAUUAAUAUUUUUAACCGGAGCUCCUCUUCACCCUUCUCCUUUCUCACUCUCACCCCAGAUGGCGAUUGAGAAGUACAACACCGAUUUCUCCCUGCUGACAAAGAGGUCUGAUGAGAUGAAGAAGCUUUACACUGAGAUAUUGGUAAUCGCAGAGUUAUUAUUUUAAUAUGUCUGUUGUGCAGCCCCUCCAGAGAGAAAUGGUUACUCUAGUACUGAAAUGUCGAGAUGGCCCUUUUCCAUGGUUUCAGCUUAUCUAUCUUUCCACUGUGAAGAUGGAGGGGGGAUUGAAGAGGAUAUACAGUGCAUUUGGAAAGUAUUCAGACCCUUGACUUUUUCCAAAUUUUGUUACGUUACAGCCUUAUUCUAAAAUGGAUUAAAUAAAUAAAAAUCCUAAUCAAUCUACACACAAAACCCCAUAAUGACAAAGCGAAAACAGGUUUUUUGAGAUUUUUUGCAAAUGUAUUAAAAAUAAAAAACAGAACUACCUUAUUUACAUAAGUAUUCAGACCCUUUGCUAUGAGACUCGAAAUUGAGCUCAGAUGUAUCCUGUUUACAUUGAUCAUCCUUGACAUGUUUCUACAACUUGAUUGGAGUCCACCUGUGGUAAAUUCAAUUCAUUGGACAUGAUUUGGAAAGGCACACACGUCUAUAUAAGGUCCCACAGUUGACAGUGCAUGUCAGAGCAAAAACCAAGCCAUUAGGUCGAAGGAAUUGUCCGUAGAGCUCCGAGACAGGAUUGUGUUGAGGCACAGAUCUGGGGAAGGGUACCAAAACAGUUCUGCAGCAUUGAAUGUCCCCAAUUACACAGUGGCCUCCAUCAUUCUUAAAUGGAAGAAGUUUGUAACCACCACAACUCUUCCUAGAGGUGGCUGCCUGGCCAAACUGAGCAAUCGGGGGAGAAUGGCCUUGGUCAGGGAGGUGACCAAGAACCCGAUAGUCACGCUGACAGAGUUCUAGAGUUCCUCUGUGGAGAUGGGAGAACCUUCCAGAAGGACAACCAUCUCUGCAGCACUCCACCAAUCAAGCCUAUAUGGUAGAGUGGCCAGACGGAAGCCACUCCUCAGUAAAAGGCACAUAAAUCCCGCUUGGAGUUUGCCAAAAGGCACCUAAAGACUCUCAGACCAUGAGAAACAAGAUUAUCUGGUCUGAUGAAACCAAGAUUGAACUCUUUGGCCUGAAUGCCAAGCGUCAUGUCUGGAGGAAACCUGGCACCAUCCCUACGGUGAAGCAUGGUGGGGGCAGCAUCAUGCUGUGGGGAUGUUUUUCAGCGGCAGGGACUGGGAGAUUAGUCAGGAUCGAGGCAAAGAUGAACGGAGCAAAGUACAGAGAGAUCCUUGAUGAAAAUGUGCUCCAGAGCACUCAGGACCUCAGACUGGGGUGAAGGUUCACCUUCCAAGAGGACAACGACCCUAAGCACACAGCCAAGACAACGCAGGAGUGGCUUCGGGACAAGUCUCUGAAGGUUCUUGAGUUGCCCAGCCAGAGCCCGGACUUGAACCCAAUCGAACAUCUCUGGAGAGACCUGAAAAUAGCUCUGCGGUGACGCUCCUCAUCCAACCUGACAGAGCUUGAAAGGAUCUGCAGGCAAGAAUGGGAGAAACUCCCCAAGUACAGGUGUGCCAAGAUUGUAGUAUCUUACCCAAGAAGACUCGAGGCUGUAAUCGCUGCCAAAGAUGCUUCAACAAAGUACUUAGUAAAGGGUCUGAAUACUUCUGUAAAUGUGAUAGUUCAGUUUUGUAUUAGCAAAAAUGUCUAAAAAACAGUUUUUGCUUUGUCAUUAUGGGGUACUGUGUGUAGAUUGAUGUAACGUAACAAAAUGUGGAAAAAGUCAAGAGGUCUGAAUACUUUCCACUGUAUAUAUUUCAAAUAAGUUAUUCUUCAAGGUUACUAACUUCUGCAGCAGAAGCUUAAACUUGAUAUGUAAUAGUUAGCAUAGAGCACAGCUCAGAGUCUGUGUCUAUUAAUACUAUAAUACACAGUAGGGUAUUAGAGUCUGUCCCUAUUAAUACUAUAAUACACAGGAGGGUUUUAGAGUCUGUCCUUAUUAAUACUAUAAUACACAGGAGGGUAUUAGAGUCUGCCCCUAUUCAUACUAUAAUAAACAGGAGGGUAUUAGAGUAUGUCCCUAUUAAUACUAUAAUACACAGGAGGGUAUUAGAGUCUGCCCCUAUUAAUACUAUAAUACACAGGAGGGUAUUAGAGUCUGUCCCUAUUAAUAGGUUUAAGAUGGCGCCGACAGAGAGGGCUGCCUCGCUUCUAGUCCUUAGGAAACUUUGCAGUAUUUUGUUUUUUAUGUAUUAUUUCUUACAUUGUUAGCCCAGAAAAUCUUAAGUGUAAUUACAUACAGCCGGGAAGAACUAUUGGAUAUCAGAGCGGCGUCAACUUACCAGCACUACAACCAGGAAUACAACUUUCCCGAAGUGGAUCCUUUGUUCCCACCACCCAGGGCAUUUGAACUGAUUCCAGAGGCCGACCCAAAACAACGGUGCCGGAGGAGAGGGAGCCGGAGCGGUCUCCUAGUCAGACUUAGGAGGCACACAGUAUAUUACUCUCUAAUGUCCAGUCCCUAGAUAACAAAGUGGACGAGAUCAGGGCAAGGGUUGCUUUCCAGAGAGACAUCAGGGAUUGUAACAUACUCUGUUUCACGGAAUCAUGGCUCUCUCGGAAUAUACUGUCCCCGUCCAUACAGCCAUCUGGGUUCUCAAUAUAUCGCGCCGACAGGAAUAAACAUCUCUCCGGGAAGAAGAGGGGUGGGGGGGGGGGGGGUAUGUUUCAUGACUAACAACUCAUGGUGUAAUCGUAACAACAUAGAGGAACUCAAGUCAUUUUGUUCACCUGACCUAGAAUUCCUCACAAUGAAAUGCCGACCGUACUAUCUCCCAAGAUAAUUCUCUUUGUUUAUUGUCACAUUUGUGUAUAUCCCCCUCAAGCCGAUACCAAAAUGGCCCUCAAGGAACUCCACUGGACUUUAUGCAAACUGGAAACCUGAGGCUGCAUUUAUUAUAGCUAGGGAUUUUAACAAAGCAAAUUUGAGAAAAAGGCUACCUAAAUUCUAUCAGCAUACUGACUGUAGCACUCGCGCUGGAAAAACAUUGGACCAUUGUUACACUCAUUUCCGUUAUGCAUACAAGGCCCUCCCCCGCCCUCCUUUUGGCAAAUCUGACAACGACUCCAUUUUGCUCCUCCCUUCCUAUAGGCAGAAACUCAAACAGGAAGCACCCGUGUUUAGGACUAUUCAACGCUGGUCUGACCAAUCGUAAUCCACGCUUCAAGAUUGUUUUGAUCACGCAGACUGGGAUAUGUUCCGGGUAGCCUCUGAGAAUAAUAUAGACGUAUGCACUGAUUCGGUUAUUGGGUUUAUAAGGAAGUGUAUAGGAUAUGUCGUACCCACUGUGACUAUUAAAACCUAACCAGAAACCGUGGAUAGAUGGCAGCAUUCGCGAAGAAAUGAAGCACGAACCCCCGCAUUUAACCAUGACAAGGUGACAGGGAUUAUGGCAGAAUACAAACAGAGUGGUCGUUCCCUCCGCAAGGCAAUCAAACAGGCAAAACAUAAAUAUCGAGACAAAGUGGAGUCGCAAGUCAACGGCUCAGACACGAGACGUAUGUGGCAGGGUUUACAGACAAUCACGGACUAUAAUAGGAAAACAGCCACGUCGCGGACACCGACGUCUUGCUGCCAGACUAAACAAGUUAUUUUCAUGCUUUGAGGAUAACACAGUGCCACCAACGCGGCCAGCUACCAAGGCUCUCCUUCUCAGUGGCCGACAUGAGUAAGACAUUUAAACGUGUUAACCCUCGCAAGGCUGCCGGCCCAGACGGCAUUCCUAGCCGCGUCUUCAGAGCAUGCGCAGACCAGCUGGCUGGUGUGUUUACGGACAUAUUCAAUCUCUCCCUAUCCCAGUCUGCUGUCCCCACAUGCUUCAAGAUGGCCACCAUUGUUCCUGUACCCAAGAAUGCAAAGGUAACUGAACUAAAUGACUAUCGCCCCGUAGCACUAACUUCUGUCAUCAUGAAGUGCUUUGAGAGACUAGUCAAGGAUCAUGUCAUCUCCACCUUACCUGUCACCUUAGACCCACUUCAAUUUGCAUACUGCCCCAAUAGGUCCACAGACGACGCAAUCGCCAUCACACUGCAUACUGCCCUAUCCCAUCUGGACAAGAGGAAUACCUAUGUAAGAAUGCUGUUCAUUGGCUAUAGCUCAGCAUUCAACACCAUAGUACCCUCCAAGCUCAUCAUCAAGUUUGAGGCCCUGGGUCUCAACCCCGCCACGUGCAAUUGGGUCCUGGACUUCCUGACGGGCCGCCCCCAGGUGGUGAACAUAGGAAACAACAUCUCCACUUCGCUGAUCCUCAACACUGGGGCCCCAAAAGGGUGUGUGCUCAGCCCCCUCCUGUUCUCCCUGUUCACCCAUGACUGUGUAGCCAUGCACGCCUCCAACUCAAUCAUCAAGUUUGCAGACAACACAACAAUAGUAGGCUUGAUUACUAACAACGAUGAGACAGCCUACAGGGAGGAGGUGAGGGCUCUCGGAGUGUGGUGUCAGGAAAAUAAUCUCUCACUCAACAUCAACAAAACAAUGGAGAUGAUCGUGGACUUCAGGAAACAGCAGAAGGAGUACCCCCCUAUCCACAUCGACGGGACAGCAGUGGAGAAGGUGGAAAUUUCCUCGGUGUACAUAUCACUGACAAACUGAAAUGGUCCACCCACACAGACAGUGUGGUGAAGAAGGCGCAACAGCGUCUCUUCAACCUCAGGAGGCUGAAGAAAUUUGGCCUGUCACCUAAAACCCUCACAAACUUUAACAGAUGCACAAUUGAGAGCAUCCUGUCGGGCUCCAUCACCGCCUGGUAUGGCUACUGCACAGCCCACAACCGCAGGGCUCUCCAGAGGGUGGUACGGUCUGCACAACGCAUCACCGGGGACAAACUACCUGCCCUCCAGUUCACCUACAGCACCCAAUGUCACAGGAAGGCCAAAAAGAUAAUCAAGGACAACUACCACCUGAGCCACUGUCUGUUCACACACCUAUCAUCCAGAAGGCGAGGACAGUACAGGUGUAUCAAAGCUGGGACUGAGAGACUGAAAAACAGCUUCUAUCUCAAGGCCAUCAGACUGUUAAACAGCCAUCACUAGCACAGUGUAUAUACUGUACAUCACUAGCAUAUGUAUAUACUGUAUUCUAUACUAUCUUAAUAAUGUUUACAUAUCUGUCAUUAGCCAUCUCAUAUGUAUAUACUGUAUUCUAUACUAUCUAUUGCAUCUUAGACUAUGCCACUCUGAUAAUGAUAAUGACAUUGCUCAUCCAUAUAUUUAUAUAUUCUUAUUCCAUUCCUUUACUUAGAUUUGUGUGUAUUAGGUUUUUGUUGUAGAACUGUUAGAUAUUACUUGCUAGAUAUUGCUGCACUGUCGGAACUAGAAGCACAAGCAUUUGCUACACUGGCAAUAACAUCUGCUAACCAUGUGUAUGUGACCAAUAAAUGUGAUUUGAUUUGACUAUAAUACACCGGAGGGCCAUUUUCCAACCUAUCCUAUUUCCAGAAGGACGAUCCAUCAUCACAAAGAGUCCACCUGACUCUGCUGCGUUCUGGGUUUGAGUUGUGAGCCUUGACAGGGUGACGGGUGAGCCUUGACAGGGUGAGGGGUGAGCCUUGCCAGGAAAUUGUGAUAUAGUAGGUUCCACAAUUAAAUUCCUGUGCACUCCAAUCUUUAUCCUCCCCACCCUCUCGCACACGCGAGAAUGGUGUGCUACAGCCUGAGCCAGGAGCAGAGAGAGAGAGAGAGAGAGAGAGAGAGAGAGAGAGAGAGAGAGAGAGAGAGAGAGAGAGAGAGAGAGAGAGAGAGAGAGAGAGAGAGAGAGAGAGAGAGAGAGAGAGAGAGAGAGAGCAAGCUGACCCUGACACAGCUUAUAUCUGUGACAUUAUCAGAACCUUCCCUCUGCUCCCCAGGGGAACAAAAUUGCUGCAGUCAGACAUGGAACCAAUGGUAGUAGCCUAUACUGUAUAGUUAAAUUGCUCUCCCAGUGUUACUGUAACGUUUAUUUAGGCGGAAAUGUGUCAAAAUACUUUAAAGUUUUAAGUUAAGUUCAGUGUUCCAUAUGUGCUGCAGUGUUGUUGGCUUAGCUUUUCUGAUUAGCGGUGUGAUCAUAUAGCAGUUGAGCCGUGUUUGAUUGAUAUUAGAUGUUACUCUUGAGCCACUGUUUUAAUGACGCAGCCUUUGUAUUAGUUACUGACCCUGUAGUAAGUGUAGGCAUGGAUUCAUGCAAUGGCCACCCGUCUGUCUCAUUUAAGAUAUUUAAGUCCAAUAAUUGUUUCCAUGCUCACGUAGUGUAGCAGCUCAUUAUUACAAAUGGAGUUACAUUAUGCAUCCCAAUCGAACCAGGGACAUCAGUUAACCCCAGGAAUUAGACAAAAUGUAUUAUUAACCGUGGGUUGCCAUUUUUUACAGAUUAUAACCUCUGAAAGAAUGAAAGAAACUGAAGUGCUUGGGGCAUGGGAUGUCAAAAAUAAUACAUUGGGUUAUUUGUCUUUUUUCUUGAAGGUUAAAUUCGGAGAGCCGAUGGAUCAAGAUUCUCAGGAGCUGUUUGGCUUGGUGUGCCAGUUUGUCAACGACUUCAAUAGGACACAUGCUGAAAUCAGAUAA